Recurvomyces mirabilis is the source of this 1644-nucleotide messenger RNA. RefSeq names its product GMP synthase (glutamine-hydrolyzing) (gene GUA1). Gene Ontology annotation, molecular function: ATP binding; GMP synthase (glutamine-hydrolyzing) activity; GMP synthase activity. Gene Ontology annotation, biological process: GMP biosynthetic process. The record is from RefSeq and is a predicted model, not a curated record. Gene Ontology annotation, cellular component: cytosol. The transcript is spliced from 2 exons. NCBI's taxonomy places the organism in Eukaryota, Fungi, Ascomycota, Dothideomycetes, Mycosphaerellales, Teratosphaeriaceae. Bases 1 to 1644 code for a protein of 547 amino acids.
AUGGCCGCCCCUAGCAAUGACCAGCCCAAUGGCAUCACCAUCGCUGACCCUCUCCCCCCUCACUCCCUCUUCGACACCAUCCUCGUCCUCGACUUCGGCAGCCAAUACACCCACCUCAUCACCCGUCGAUUGCGCGAACUAAACAUCUACUCGGAAAUGCUCCCCUGCACACAAAAGCUUACCGAUCUCGACUUCAAACCAAAAGGUAUCAUCCUCUCCGGCGGCCCAUACUCGGUCUACGCCUCCGACGCACCACACGUCGACCCCAAUGUCUUCGAGCUUGGAGUGCCCGUGUUAGGAAUAUGUUAUGGCCUACAAGAAAUCGCCUGGCAUCACGGAAAAGACGUCGUGGCGGGGGAGAAGCGCGAAUACGGACACGCCGAACUCAACAUCCAUGCCAAUGGUUCAGAAGUCAGCAGAUUGUUCCAGGGUCUACCCAACAACACCGACGUCUGGAUGUCGCAUGGAGAUAAACUGGGUCGCAUGCCGGAGGAUUUCCAAACCAUAGCUACGAGUCCCAAUUCCCCCCACGCCGGGAUCGCGCAUGAAAAAAAGCAGAUUUACGGGAUACAAUUCCAUCCCGAAGUCACACAUACACCGCGUGGCGUCGAAGUGAUUAAGAACUUUGCGGCGGGGAUCUGUGGUGCGAAACAAGAUUGGACGAUGGAAGCGUUUAAAGAUAAAGAGGUAGCGCGAAUACGAAAACUGGUCGGAGAGAAGGCACAAGUGAUUGGAGCUGUAAGUGGUGGUGUGGACUCGACAGUAGCGGCGAAAUUAAUGCAAGAGGCUGUUGGUGCGAGGUUCCACGCUGUCAUGGUCGACAAUGGAGUCUUACGAAAGAACGAAGCAAAGCAAGUCAAGGAGACUCUAACACGAGGUCUGGGCGUGAACCUUACAGUCGUGGACGCAAGUGACCGGUUCUUGGACCGACUACAAGGCGUCGCGGACCCAGAGAAGAAGCGCAUAAUCAUCGGAAACACCUUCAUCGAGAUUUUCGAGGAGGAAGCGAAGCGCAUCGCAAAAGAAGCCGAAUCUACACCGCAUGCUGGACCCGUCGAGUGGUUCUUACAAGGGACAUUAUACCCCGAUGUCAUCGAAUCAAUCUCCUUCCGCGGCCCCUCCCAGACGAUAAAAACCCACCACAACGUCGGCGGCCUCCCGGAGAAAAUGAAACUCAAACUCAUCGAACCCCUGCGCGAACUCUUCAAGGAUGAAGUGCGAGCCAUGGGAAGGGAAAUGGGUAUCCCCCCCGACCUCGUCGGCCGCCACCCUUUCCCCGGCCCUGGUCUCGCCAUCCGUAUCCUGGGCGACGUGACCAGGGAGAAAGUGCGUGUAGUGCAGGAAGCGGAUCUGAUCUUCAUCGAGGAGAUCCGGAAGGCGGGGGUGUAUGAUGAGAUUUCGCAGGCUUUCGCGGCGUUGAGUGGGGAUCGGGCGGUCGGGGUUGUGGGGGAUCAGAGGUUACAUGGGUAUUUGGUCUUUUUGCGGGCGGUCAGGACGACGGAUUUCAUGACUGCGACGGCUUAUGAGUUCCCGGCUGGGGUGCUGGCGAGGAUUGUUAAUCGGAUUGGGAAUGAGGUUGAGGGGGUGGCGAGGGUGUUGUAUGAAGUGACCAGCAAGCCGCCUUCGACCAUCGAGUUCGAGUAA